CGUGCUGCGGUGGUCUGCGACUUCGUGAGACAUCCAUCCCUCCUUACAAACUACGCGGAGAGACAGCGGAGUUACGGUGUGACUUUGAGCCUGAGGACUCCCUUAUUUACUCCGUCAAGUGGUUCAAAGAUGACGAGGAAUUUUAUCGCUACGUUCCCAGGGAUGAACCGUCGUAUCAGAUUUUUCCCCCGAGUUGGGCUGUCGGUGGAUAUGAAGCUCUCGAAGCCCAGCCAGGUGGUGCUUCAGCGAGUCGAGUUCAACGCUUCAGGGCAAUACCGCUGCGAGGUCUCGGCAGAGGGACCUGACUUCAACACCGUCAUCGCCCAGGGCAGGAUGAUCGUCGUGGAACCCCCCACCUCCGGCCCAGUGAUCACGGGGGGGAGGAAAACGUACCGGGUUAAUGACACAGUGGAGUUGAUGUGUACUUCCAGCCCAUCACGCCCGCCCGCCCAUCUCUCGUGGAGGAUCAACGGCCGGCCUGCCCCGCAGGAGCACGUGACGAAGGACCGGCCCUACGUGGCGCACGACGGCCUCCUGACGCAGAUCUCGCGCCUGGCCUUCGUGGCGCGGCCGCACCACUUCCAGGGCGGCAACCUGGAGGUCAAGUGCGUGGCCGAGAUCAGCGAGCAUCACCUGAAGCACCACAAGGCCAUCCCCAAGAACUUCAGGCCGUGGGAGAGGUCCUUCCAAGCCAGCACCGGAAGCAGCGUGGGGACGUCUGUAGCGGUGUUGAUCAUCUCGUGUCUGGCCGUUCUUUUAGCCGCCGAGAGAUGAGAAUCCGCUGGGUAUCCACGAACGCCUUAGGGGAUAUCCUCCGCAUGCAUACGCCAUGUCUUACAAGAACGCUUGAUAGUUAUCGUCUUCGAUGUGAAGUUGGACCAGAUAUAUUGACUUUUUUUUCAAGGUUUUGUAAUUAAAAUGUGGGUAAUAACCAGUGACCAUGUGGACAGGAAAUUUCAUGUCUUCAUGGAUAUUUACGAUAAUGAC
This is a messenger RNA of Penaeus monodon (black tiger shrimp), 987 nucleotides long. RefSeq lists its product as uncharacterized. Lineage: Eukaryota; Metazoa; Arthropoda; Malacostraca; Decapoda; Penaeidae. The record is from RefSeq and is a predicted model, not a curated record.